CGGAGCUCCGAAGCGGCCAAUCACCAGGACGACACACAGAGCCAGCUAAAGGUCGCGGCAAAGACAGCAAUGGCGCAGCAGGGUGGCAGCAGCAGCAGCGGCGGCGGCGGAAGCCUCAACGUGAGCCCGAUGAAGCCUUUGGCGUCGCUGAAGGUGCUGGUGGUGGAUGACGAGCCAAUGAUGCGAACCAUCCACAAGGCUCAGCUGGUUAGAGCUGGGAUCAAUGACGUGGAGGUGGCUGCUAACGGCAAGGACGCCGUUGAUCUUCACGUUAACGGCGCUACCUUCGACCUCAUCCUCAUGGACCUUCACAUGCCCAUCAUGGACGGCUGUCAAGCUACGAAGGAGUUGCGGGCGAUGGGGGUGAAGAGCUCCAUUGUUGGGGUGACGAGUUCGGGUGGCGCCGAGAAAACAGCCUUCCUUGCUUCCGGUCUCGACGACUGCGUUUCCAAGCCCUUCGUCCUCCAGCAGAUUGCCCACUACCUCAAGGUGCCGCGUUCCCCAACAAACCCGCCCAAAUAUCACAAUCCAUAGUACGCAACUUAACUGCCAGGCCCAGCCCAGCCCACUGCCUCGAUACCUGCAUUGCAUGGGCCCAUCUACCCACUAUAACUACUAUUAUCAGUUUAUCAUUAUUACUAUGAUUAUCGGCCUGUUGGAAGAAAGUGCAUUUCUUUUCUCUA
Molecule: messenger RNA, 683 nt
Organism: Linum tenue
Lineage: Eukaryota; Viridiplantae; Streptophyta; Magnoliopsida; Malpighiales; Linaceae
Source: the annotation of a GenBank genome assembly